Messenger RNA from Rhinopithecus roxellana (golden snub-nosed monkey), 3387 nucleotides. It is a transcript of the gene TTC34, whose product is annotated as tetratricopeptide repeat domain 34. Lineage: Eukaryota; Metazoa; Chordata; Mammalia; Primates; Cercopithecidae. Gene Ontology annotation, molecular function: protein binding. The transcript has 8 exons. The record is from RefSeq and is a predicted model, not a curated record. The coding region runs from base 39 to 3287 and encodes 1082 amino acids.
UGAGGACCGGACAUGGGCUCAUCCGGGUCCCGGCCAUAAUGUCAGCCCAGGAGCUUGUGGCCUGCCUCUGCCGGGAGGGGGAGCAGCACCUGGCACUGGGGGAGCCGCCCCUGGCCACCGCCUUCUACCUGGCUGCAUUCAGCUGCCACGCCCCCUCAGCUCUGCAGAGCGUGCGGACUGCCCUGACCCAGGCUGGGGGGGCGGCAGUGGUGGCCACCCUGGAGUCCUGGUGCCGCGGGGACAGCCAGAUCCCCGCCAUCCACUGGGACGGCAUGGCAGUGGUCUCCCUGACAGGGUCACUGGCCUCUGCCUUCCUCAGCGCCCUCUGCCCAGACCACCCCUCUGCUGUCCUGCACCUGCUGGCACGUCUGCUGGCCCGCGGGUGCCAUGAGGAAGUGGCACAGCGCUGCAGCACCCUGCUGGACUCUCACACGCAGCAAAUCCUGGAGCUGCAGCUGACCCGCGCCCUGGCCUGGGUCCUGUCCGGGGUGCAGGCAGCGGAUGGUGUGGCCGCCUAUCUCCAGGCCUUUGCCUCCAGUGCUGACCGGACAGUAGCUUUCAUUCGCACCCACCAGCAGCCCUACCUCCCCCUGCUGCUCAGUGCUCUUCAGGACUACCUCUCGGGGCACCUGGAGGUUGAGCACAGUGCCGGCCAGUGGGACACCGGUGGCCAGCAACUCCUGGCUGCUCUAGACCCCAAGGGCACCCGGAGUGACACCCUGUCACCUGAAGCUCUGCUCCACAGCGGCAGGUAUGAGGACUGCCUGGCAGCAUGCAGCCGGGCCCUCGAAGCCCAUCCCACCGGCAGCGGACCCCAAGGUGAGCGCCGGGCCGCCCUGCUGGUCACCCGCGCGGCCUCGGCCUUCUUCCUGGACGGCCGGGCCCAGGACGUGUUUGGGGACCUGCAGGAGGCCUUCCGCGAGAGCCCCUCUGGGGCGCGGAGGCAGUUCCAGGCCGUGUUCUCCGCCCGGGACCAGGAGCGUGUCCGGGCUCAGGCGCAGGAGGUCGCGGACGUGGGCUUCGCCCGCUUCCAGGAAGCCGUGCGGAACCACCCUGAGUUCCGCGAGAACGCGGGCCGCGAGCUGUUGGCCCCGGUAACCCGCGCGCUCCGCGUCCUGCUUCGUCUGGCACCUACCGGGGCGCGCCCCGCGCUGGGAGCCCGCCUCGCCGAGUGCCUGCUGCUGGCGGGGGACGCGACGCGCGCCCGAGCAAUGUGCGAGCGCCUGCUGCGGCCCGCGCGCCCUGAGGACCCUGCCGGGGACCGUGCGGGGGACCGAGCGGGGGACCGCGCGCCCCUCCUGGCUCUGCGCGGCUUCUGCGCGCUGCACGCCGGGGACUCGCGGCGCGCCCUGGAGGACUUCCAGGCGGUGGUGGAGCAGGGGGCGCCGCACCCGGGGGGCUGUGUGCGCGCGCUGUGCGGCCGGGGGCUGCUGCGGGUGCUGGCGGGCAGCGCGUUCCUGGGCACGCUGGACUAUGUCACCGCCUGCAGGCUGCGGCCCGAGGAGGCGCUUCUGGCCGCCAAGGCCUACGUGCCCUGGAACCAGCGGGGGCUGCUGCUGGCCGUGCUGCGGGAGGAGGCCCGUGGGAUGCUGCAGCGAUCGCCACGCGCCGGGCCGUCGAGAGUGCAGGGCCGGAGGGAGGCCGCGGAGACCGGCGGCCCCACCACGCAGGAGGGGGACGCCUGCGGCGUGCACCAGCUGGCCACACUGCUGAUGGAGCUGGAUCCGGAGGACGAGGCCUCUUGCCUCCUGGCCGCUGACGCCCUGUACCGCCUGGGCCGCCUGGAGGAGACACACAAGGCCCUGCUGGUGGCCCUCUCCCGGAGGCCCCAGGCAGCCCCUGUGCUGGCACGGCUGGCCCUGUUGCAGCUGAGGAGGGGCUUUUUCUAUGAUGCCAACCAGUUGGUGAAGAAGCUGGUCCAGUCCGGUGACACCGCCUGCCUCCAUCCCACCCUGGACGUCUUCUGCCAUGAGGACCGGCAGCUGCUUCAAAGCCACUGCCACGCCAGGGCCCUGGCCAUCCUGCGGGCACGGCCAGGCGGGGCCGACAGCAGGGACCACACCAAGGAGGCCAUCGCCUACCUCUCUCUGGCCAUCUUUGCUGCAGGAAGCCAGGCAAGUGAAUCCCUCCUUGCCCGAGCCCGCUGCUAUGGGUUCCUGGGCCAGAAGAAGACGGCCAUGUUCGACUUCAACGCAGUGCUGCGGGCUGAGCCGGAGAACGUGCAGGCACUGUGUGGACGGGCAUUGGUGCACCUGGCCCUAGACCAGCUGCAGGAAGCCGUAGACGACAUCCUCUCUGCUCUGAAGCUCGCCCCCAGGACCGUGGUCCCUGAGCUCUGCUCUCUGAAGCUGGAAGCCCAGGCUCUCAUCACACAGUGCCUCUACUCCCACUGCCGGGCCCUUCUGAGCCAGCUGCUGGACUCUGGGGCCCCUCUAGAGGACAAGGACACCCAGGGCCUCCUUGCUGUGGGUGAGGCGCUGAUCAAAAUCGAUGCAGGGCAACUGGACUGGCACCUCCUCCUGGUGGACAUUCUCAUGGCACGGGGCAGCUACGAGGAGGCUGGCACCCACCUAGAAAAAGCCCUGCACGCUGCCCCAACGUCAGAGGCAGCCCGGGCCCGGCUGGGCCUGCUCCGGCUCAAGAAUGGAGACGUGCCAGUGGCUGCACGAGACCUGCAGGGCCUGGCCGAGGUGGAUGCCCCGGAUCUCAGGUGCCUGCUGCAUCUCCUGGAGGCCUCAGAGCGGCAGAGCCUUGCCCAGGCUGCAGCCUGGGAAGCCAGCACCCUACUGGACGCAGGGCAACCCAGGCAGGCGCUGGGCUACUGCUCACUGUCUGUCCUGGCCGGUGGCAGCAGUGCCUAUCACCUGCGUCUACGGGCCACCUGCCUGGCCGAGCUGCAGGAGUUUGGCCGGGCCCUCAGGGACCUGGACCAUGUGCUCCAGGAAACUCUGGGGGACAGUGACCUCCCAAAGCGGGCAGAGGACUUCUGCUGUCAGGGUCGCCUGCUGCUGAGCCUGGGAGAUGAGGCAGCAGCCGCAGGGGCCUUUGUCCAGGCCCUGAAGCUAGCACCCACUUUGGCCCAGAACAGCCUGCGUAAGCAGCCAGGCCGGGCCCCCACUGCACACAUGUUCCUCCUUCGCGGGCAGUGCUGCCUGGAAGAGCAGCGUCACACGGAGGCCUGGACAGCAGCUGAGAGUGGCCUCCUGGUGGACCCCGACCACCGUGGCCUGAAGAGACUGAAGGCCAGAAUCCAGAGGGAGGCAUCCUCAGGCUGCUGGCUCCAGUGACUGGGCCCAACCCCCUCCCAGCCCUAAUCACAGGGCCCACCCUAGCACCUGCACCCAAUGUCCAGGCCCAGGAGUGCACCCAGCUCCCCAAAUCGGGGAG